UGCGGAAUCUUGUAGGUUUUUUAUUUUUAUUAUUAUUAUUUUAUCUUUUUUUGGGAGGGGGAACAGGGGGGCGUAUGACAGGAAGAUGGGGAUAUGGCGAGGAGAGGGGGAUCAUAUGGAGAGGAGGAGGAGGAGGACGACGUGGAUAGAGAGGACGACGAGGAGGAGGAGUCGAGAUGGGGAAGGAGAAGAGAUGGACGGAGGGAAAAGAGUAAGGGCAGGAGGAAGAGGACGAGUGGGAGGAGGAGGAGACAUGAACGGCGAGGAAGGGGAGGACAUGAGGAAGGGAAGGAGAUGAGGAGGCAUGGAAGAUGGGGAAGUACGAGGAGGAGGAGGAUUCAAGGAGGAUGGGGAAGGGCAGGAGGAGGAGGACGAACAGGAGGAGGAGGAGGAGACGAAAAGGAGAAGGGAGGAGGAGACAUGGAGGAUAUUGAGGAAGUGGAGGAGGAGCAAGCUUCUCCUCCACAUCGUCCGUGCCGUCACACUCUGUUCCGCCAGGGGGACGACAUCCACGGAAAGGCGGCAGCUUCUCGGACCUCUCCUCGGGGGGUGAGCGGGUUACGUCUCUGGGGUGCGAGGAUUGAGACGACAGCAGAGAGACAUUAUCCCUGUGGAGGUCGUGGCGAUGGAGGUGGUGGAGAGGGCGAACCUGCGCUGUUGACUCCGCUUGAGCGGGCAGCCGUGGCAACGGCCGUGUCAACCGUUACUCUUCGUUGUCAGCAGGAGAGGGUGCUGGGACAAAUGAAGGAGCAGUUGUGUGCGUGUAGAAGAAGGACGCUGGGGCAAGCUGCGGAUGAUAGCCCCGACGACGUGGCAACUUUGGAGGCUGUCAUUGAGCUGUGCUCGACGUUGGGUUGCGGCGUCAUUCCACGAGCGACACGGAGGUGGUGGAUCAAACGCAGGAUAGGGGGGACAUGGGAAGACCUUCGACAGUGCGACAAUGCCGUGGAUGACUACUUCGACGAGAAGCAGCACAGCGCCGAGGAGCAGCAGAGGGACCACCAGAAGCAGCACAAUGAUGAGGAGCAGCAGAGGGAGCCUGCGGUACAGGUCGGCCAUGAACUGCAUGGUGGAGAGGGCAGCAAUGAGCACACGACGGCGGAGAAGGCAAGAGUCUUAUCGGACGUGCAGCAUGUGACGACAUGCAUGGGAAUGCGACGCUUGUGAAGAAACCUCUUAUGUGGAUGGACUAAAGGCGCCACCGGAAGAAAAAAACAAAUUCCCACCGUUGAU
Messenger RNA from Chara braunii, 1233 nucleotides. NCBI's taxonomy places the organism in Eukaryota, Viridiplantae, Streptophyta, Charophyceae, Charales, Characeae. The record is from the annotation of a GenBank genome assembly.